UGCACAGAGGCAGAGAUGACAGAGAUACCGAGAUAUCCGCGUCUUGCUUUUGUUUAAUUGAGUUUUCCACUUCAGAGUCAACGUCAAAAACGUCUGAACAUUUUUAUUCAUAUUUAGGGGCCGGUACGCUCAAGUUACAAGCUGAAGGGGGGCAUUUGUUAACCCAGAGGGUACUGCAUCUUGCAAUUUUGUUCAAGGACAAUUGGAUUCCAAAUCGUGGAUUUGCACUUUCACAGCGGUGCACGUUAUCAGGUGCUGAACAUAUAGGGUGACCAUCCUAGAUGCUUCUAUGAGAUACGCGCUGCGGCUGUGUUUUCCGGCAGUUUUCAAGUUUUCUGAUUUUUCUCGAGAAUAUUUCGUUGGCGGUGUGCAUCGUUUUUAUGUCUUUUGGCUGUGUCCAGAUGGCGUGUACAUUUUUAUUUGUUGUGGCCAGUGCAGCACACACAAUUCGCGGGAUUUCCUCUGUCCUUGAAUGUGCCUGACAGGCUCUGCAGUCCCAGCGUCCCCGCCCCCUGUUUUCUGUGAUGGAAGCACCCUAAACGGGAUCCCCGUCCUCCUUGGCUGCGAACCAGCGGCAAAUCGGGACGGGGAAAGCAGUGAAGCGGACCGAAAUUAAAGUGGGGUGCGGAACAGUUUGGCUUUUGGUACCUCGCGUCUGCAAUGUUAAGGCAGCAGGAUGUUAUCUCCCGAGUUGGAAACUGAUACUGCUGCAGAAGACACGGCGCCCAACAGCCCAAAUGGAGUCGAGGAUACCCCGACCAGCUUGGAAGCCUUGGAAGAGCAGUGGCCCGUGAAGCAGUCCCUCAGCGCCUCCAUGUGCCGCGAAUCCCACUGGCGCUGCCUGCUGCUGUCGCUGCUCAUGUACGGCUGCCUGGGCGCCGUGGCCUGGUGCCAGCUGACCCGUGUCACCAAGCUGAGCUUCGACGCCGUGGCAACCUCGUCCCUGACGGCAUCCCUCACCUCAGUGCGCGGCGGCGGCAUGGGCAGCCGCUCGAUGAUAUACCACGACAGCCCCUGCUCCGAUGGCUACGUUUACAUCCCCCUGGCCUUCCUGCUCAUGCUCUACGCCGUGUACCUGGUGGAGUGCUGGCACUGCCGGGCGCAUAGCGAGCUGCAGUGCAAAGCCGACGUGGACAGCGUGUACGAGAGGGUGCUUCGCAUGCGGCGGGCGCGCCCUUGCGUCUGGUGGAAGGCCAUCAGUUACCAUUUUGUGCGCAGGACCCGGCAGGUGACCCGCUACCGCAAUGGGGACGCCUACACCACCACACAGGUCUACCACGAGCGGGUCAACACACAUGUGGCUGAGGGCGAGUUUGACUACAGCCACUGUGGGGUCAAGGACAUCUCGAGGGACCUGCGGGGGCUAGAGGGCCACCCCGCCACCCGGCUGCGCUUCACAAAGUGCUUCAGUUUUGCCGGCACCGGACCCGAGAACGCCUACCUCAGCCAACGGGCCCGGUUCUUCUCCGAAAUUGAGGGCUUAGACGACUACAUGGAGGCUCGUGAGGGCAUGCAGCUGAAGAAUGUCGACUUCAAGGAGCACCUGAUCGCCUAUGUGGACCCGGACCGCCUGCCGUGGUACGCCUCGCAGGUAGCCUUCUGGCUGGCUGCCCUGCUCAUGCUGUCUUGGCCUCUGCGGGUCCUCAUUGAGUACCGCACGGCCUACGUGCACUACCAUGUGGAGAAGCUCUUUGGGCUAGAGUACAGCAAUAGCAGUCCCUCUCCAUCGGGCGAUGAUGGCCCAUUGCACAAUGGCGGCUACAGCCUCCCACGAGUGGAGACAGCGGACAGCACCGAGCUGGAGUGGCACAUCCGGUCCAAUCGUCAGCUGAUCCCCAGCUACUCCGAGGCCAUGCUGAUGAAUUUAGGUGGCUCUGGUUCAGGGGAGACCAGGUCUUCCAACUGCUUCUUACAUGAAAGCUACGUGGCACGCAGCUAUGGGACGCUGAUCCAGGACUGCGAGCACUGCUGCCGCCUCCAGGACAGGCCCCGGAGAGCCACCCUCAGUUCCAGCUGCUCCUCCAUCUUCUCUCGGCAUGCCUUCCACUCCCGGCUCUCCCUGGACACGUCUCGCUUCUCACUCUGCCGCAUGUAUGGCUCGCGGCGCACCAUGGGCGUCUGGAGGAGCCGCAGCAGCACGCUGACGGACCGCUGCUGCCUGGAUGAGCAGUGUUGCCGCUCCUACUCCAGCCAGAUGGCACUGAACGAAAGCCCACCCACAUAUCGGGACGCUCACUUCUUCCCCGUCUUGAUCGUCCACCGACCCGAAGGCUGCCGAGAGUCGGGGGAGGGGCGGCGUUACUAUAUUCGACGGGGCUCCUGCUGCUUGGAGACCUCACUCUGAGAGCCUCAGCCCAGACACAUGAUAGACUGACUACAAACCUGAAGCUCUGUACUUGCCUGUUGAGAUAACCAGAAGCCACUCUGAUCACCCAGCACCCUUCCAGCAGAAGCUGAGGCUGGAUAUCAGUAGGCUCCUCUUCACAAGGGCUUCGAGACACAAAUGGCUACAGAAUAAUAUUCCCAAGCGACUUGUCAUUUCAUUCUUAAGGUGCUUUAUGCAAGUCACGAGGGAGGAAAUGACUGAGUCUGGGAGGAAAUGUGCAAACUGCCUUUGCUCUGUGCUGGAACUUUUCACAUCACAUCCCCUCCAUGUGUCCAUAAAAGCCUCCACGCUGAGGUAACCUUUUCCUGAGUGCCAGGUUGUACCAUCAUAGCUAUAAGCAAAGAAUUGUAAGGUCCUCUUGGCUUUCUUGAUUGCACCCCCCGCCCCCCCCAAGAAAAAGCCUUUCAGCCUCAACAGUACAAUUUGUUUUCUUAUGAUUGCACUAGCAGUUGCCCUCCCACCCCUGCUUUACCUUUUAUGAGACUAAUUGGAAUCCAGUGUAUAGACAUUUUGCUCCUGCCUGAGGCUGUUUCUCCCCCCGCAGUGGCUUCGCAGUGGCUUCGCAGUGGCUUUGAACACAAUAACUCAUUCAGUGUAAUUUAGGGUUUCCUUUCAAGUCUUCCGAAUUUGCGGCGGUUCAGCAAUUGCACUUCCAUUCCCCAUAAAUGUGCCUGUUUGCUGUCUCAGACCAGCCAGCACCACAUGCCCGUGCUCCUUCCAGAGACUCAGCUGCGGUGUCGACCUCAGAAAGGUCCAGAAGAUUCCCAGAAACUUCACACGUUUAAAUGGUUUUAUUUUGUUCACUUUAUAUGAUCAAUUCUGCAAGGUUCUUUAAGUCAGUUAACAUUCAUCAAUGUUUUUAAUGUACAAAAAAAACACAUUUUUAAGAAGCAUUCUUCAUGAUGACUUUGAGUAAGGUUUCAUAAGGUAAGACAGAGAUUAACCCAGCAUGAUCCUUCUAUACUCCAACUCCAGAUUAACAGUGGCAUCAGAUCAAUAUAAAAAACAUUAACAUGCUACAUGGCCAACAGUACAGAAUGAAAAAUUAAUAAUAAGUAUCCUGACAAACACACAUUGCACAGCUUAAGCACUUUCUGCUUUCAGGGUGGAUCUCCCUCCUCUCAGAGUAACUAACAACAAGGUUACUUGUGUAGGCCUUGACACCCUAUGAUGAAGAAGCUGUAUUAUGUGAGCAUGUUAGAGAGAGAUGUAUGAUGUCUUUUUCCACUAAUAUAUUUCUUGGUAUUCACUAUGUACAGUUAAUAAUCCAAGUGCAGAGGUCAUCCACAAAAACUAUUCCACACAUAGCAUCAUGAGCCAGUCAUUCAGAAACAAGGUCACACAGAAAAGAAAUAAACAAGUGAGGUAUUUAUGGUAUUUUUUUCAUUUUAAAAGGACCAUGCCUUAAGGGAUUUUACUUUUUUAUUUUCCUGUGAAUUUAUUGAGUUUUGAAUGUGCAACUUCUUAAGGCUCAUAAUUAAUACAUAGAUGUACUAGAAAUAAAUACGCAACAUGUUUCUUUGAUAGAAUUCACCGGUUCAGGCAUCACUUUCAAAAAAGUGGUUGGGACUUACAACGCGGUAGCACAAUUUUGUGUGGAGUUCCAACAUGAAUGACCAAGUAUAUUGUAAUUGUAGUCUUUGGUAGACAAUGCCUUAUUUGUUAUCAUACUUUAAUUUAGUUGAAAAUCUAAAAGUUUGCACAUCUUGCAGUACAGUUUGUGUAACCACACAAGUGAUUUAGAUACAUUUAACUUCAUGUGUCUGAUGCUUUUAUCCAAAGCGACUAAGAGGAGAGCUACAAUUAAUGUGUGCUCCCUCCGAUUGAAACCCAGAGGCUUUAGUUUGGUAGCGCAGUGCUCUACUUGUUGAGGCAUAAGAGGCAUAAGAGUGAGGUUAUUCAAAUGCUUAUGUUAAUGUUAACUUUUUAAAUGCGCAUUUGCCCAUAUAAAUCUAUGUGCAUACGAUCCCAUAAUCCCAUGGGAGUCCGUUUACGACAUGAGUGGGCUUCUUCUAGACAAGGUUAUAACCAUGGAAACAGUUCAUAUCCGACGCCCAAAGGCACUCAGAUGCAGAGAGAAAAGUGUAGCAAAGAUUCAGGCAGAAGAUGCAGCCAGUGAGUUAGUUAAUUUAUUUUUCUACAAAUUUACUAAUUCUGUACACUAGUGCCCAGUGCAACUACUUGGGGACCAACAACAUGUUUAAUCAACAUCUGGUCCAGAUGUCUUGUGAACCCCAGAAUUCCCAUGUAAUUCUGUAAGACUAAAUAUUUUAUGUACCAAUUUGUUUGUAAUAAAAGGUGAAUAUUAUGAAAUGUUUUCAAUAAUAUUUAUCAGACAUGAAAUGUAGGAAAGAGUUUUCUACAGAUAAGGAGAAAAUUUAUUUUAAAAGUGUAAACAACAUAAAGCUGGGUUACACGGCACUUAGGCCGUCGCAUAUAUAGGUGAGGUCCUCAAUGCAUCUGUCCACACAAACCUCCUUUUUGCCAAUAAAUUUGUUUCAUUUGUGCUGCUGCAGAUAGGACAUUACCGAUAUGUCUAUAUUUUACAAACUUUAGCUGUGUGCUGAUUCAUCAUCCACAUGUUCUGAUACAUCAACAACUGAGAACCCUGACAAAGCAUUUGAUUGGAUUUGAGUAAGAGGCAUACUCAAACAUCUAAGCCAGUGUUUCCCAACCCGGCCCUCGGGGGCCCACAGACGGUCCACGUUUUUGCUCCCUCCCAGCUCCCAGCCACGCUGUCUGUGGGUUCCCAACAACCAGAAUGGGAAACACUGAUCUAAGCAGAUGAAGGAUUUCACAUAUUUAGCACAAGUAUAUGGAUAUUUGGAAUGUGUCAUUACUUACUGGUUUUCCUACACAAUAUCGUAAUAGCUGUAAAAUUAGAUAAAUAUCUAACAUGUAAUCUGUUUGAAACUCGUCUGGAUAGUGAUGCAAACAUGAUGAAUAGUGCUGCAUCAUGAGAUCUUAUUAUGUGAGAGUAGGUGUACUGGUUAGUUUAUCAUUCUCUGUAUGUCGCUUGAUGAAUGUGGUACUUUGUAAUAAAAUAGGGGUUCCAUUUGUGACUAGGACAGGUGGAACUGUUCAUUGUGAGCGGGCAUUACGUGCAGUACUCACAGACAGGUAACCCUGAUGUGGUUGCAUUUAGUGCUGAAUAGGUCAAAAUAUGCAAUAUGUUUUACAUAGAGAUUCAUUGUUUGGUUGUUAUAUGAAUUUUCAAGCUAUCAAGUCAACAACGUCACACAAAAAAAUCACAGUUUUUACAAAAUUUGGACAAUGUCCCUCGUAUGGUAUAUUCAAUAGUGCACCAUAAUCUUAAAGUGUGCUGCAUAGACUUGGGGUUUUGAGCCUCAUGGUGACAAAGUACCACUGAUUUGAACUGGAGAAGAUCACUUACUGCUGGUGGGUAUCAAUCUACCAAAGUGGUCACAAAGAACCAAGAUGAAUAUCCUGGAAAGAAAUCACUUCCAUUAAACAAGUUGUAUAUCACCAGAUUUCAAAUGACACUGGACUGCUGAAUCGCAACCUGGAGAAACGCUGUGACUCUAAGUAUAAGCCCACAAAUAAUCCAUCAUUCAGGAAGAAAGCAUGAGUUUUUCAUAGUAAGACAUACGAACCCCAAAAUUAAGUAAGCUGUUUUAAAUAAUGUUGUUCCUGAAUUUAUUGUUUGUGGUCCAUUUUAAUUUCACUAUUUAAUUUCACUAUUUAAUUGUCACUGCUCAGAUAAAAAAAAUCAAAUUGACAUGUCUACACAUACGUUUUGACCUGUAGUCUCCAGGUUUAUCUCAAUUGAAACGAUUCUUAAUGAAGACAUAGCUACAGGUAUGUAUUGUGCAAGGAGGUGUCUCAUGGUUAUCAAUAAUAUUAU
Messenger RNA from Paramormyrops kingsleyae, 6251 nucleotides. Its product is annotated as transmembrane protein 151B. The record is from RefSeq and is a predicted model, not a curated record. NCBI's taxonomy places the organism in Eukaryota, Metazoa, Chordata, Actinopteri, Osteoglossiformes, Mormyridae.